Molecule: messenger RNA, 1056 nt
Organism: Wallemia ichthyophaga EXF-994
Lineage: Eukaryota; Fungi; Basidiomycota; Wallemiomycetes; Wallemiales; Wallemiaceae
Exons: 7
Coding region: 1-1056 (351 amino acids)
Source: RefSeq, a predicted model, not a curated record
AUGCAACAGAUGCCGAAAUCAAGAAAGCUUAUCGUAAGCAAGCACGCACUCACCUCGCAUCCCGAUAAGAAUAUGGGCGAUCCACAAGCAGAAGAGAAGUUCAAAACACUUUCCGAAGCAUACCAAAUUCUAAGCAAUCCCGAUACUCGUAAAAGAUACGACAAUAAUGGUUAUAACAUCGUAGAAAUCAGCGGGAAUCAAUCAUUUACCGACCCAGAAACACUCUUCUCGACUUUCUUUGGUGGUGGCAGGUUUAAAGAUUUGGUUGGUGAAAUUUCCAUCGGUGCAGAGAUGCGUGAGGCGUUGCGCGAACAUGCUGAGAUUGAGGCUAGCAAGAGUUUUACAGUGGAGGAUAAGACGCGCGAGAAAACACGCUUGUCGCAGACUAAAAUAGCUAAAGCGCAGGUGGCAGCUCUAGAACGUGAAAAACGUGUAAAUACACUGCUACAUAAUCUGAUUAUGAAACUCUCAAUCCACACAGAGGCACUGGAAUCGGUUCAUGUUGACGCAUCUUACCGCGCACUCAGUGAAAUAGAAGCUACAACACUUUCAAGCGAGUCAUUUGGUUGGGAGAUGGUACAGACGUUGGGUGCAGUCUAUGUUAAUAAGAGCAGAGCAUGGCUGUCGUCGCACAACCCUGACUGGAGAUCUGGAUGGGGGCUGGGUGGCUGGAUGCAAAAUGCCAAGGGUCAGUAUGCGGUGUUUAGUGAGUCGAUAUCGACACUCAACGCUGCUAUUGAGUUGAAGAAGUCGUUCGAUGCCCUAGCAAACGCUGAAAAAGAUGGCGUUGGUAUAGAUGAGCGUAGAGUGUUGGAGGAUGAUGCAGCAGACAAGGGUCUCAAAGCACUCUUUAAAGGCACUUCACUGGAAAUUCAGUCCGUAGUGCGCGAGGUCUGUGAUAAGUUACUUGAUGAUGCCGACACAGUCACGCUACAUAGACGGGCCAAAGCCCUGCUUAUACUCGGUCAAGCAUUUUGCAGCGUAGAGCGACAUAGAAAUGCUUUGACUGACGAAUACGAAUACCGCACACCCCAACCUCAGCAAAUAGACGGAUAG